Molecule: messenger RNA, 384 nt
Organism: Blastomyces dermatitidis ER-3
Lineage: Eukaryota; Fungi; Ascomycota; Eurotiomycetes; Onygenales; Ajellomycetaceae
Exons: 2
Coding region: 1-384 (127 amino acids)
Source: RefSeq, a predicted model, not a curated record
AUGUCAAGGAAAAGAGAAAGAGAUUCGGAGCAAUCAGCCAUCCCUCUAAAAGCUUUGCUGCCUUUGGACCCCACCCACUGGCGCCCUUGGUCUCUAUUCCUGGGGCUAAUAAAUCCUUGUGAUGUUCAAGCGGGUGAGCCGUGGAAGGGCCAGGGAGAUCCUCCUUUUUCAUAUUCUCUCGAUUUUCGCAAAACAUCCUUUGGCGCCCGGAGGCUCGCACCAGCGCCAGAUCCAUGCACCCGAGCCACAGUGAGAUCAGGAGAGAAAGGGGAGGGAAGGGAAAAAAAAGCGAUCGCCAUCCUCAAGCCGGCUUUGGUCCUUUCUCAAAGCAUUGCGGCUUUACAAGCUGUUGGUAGCAACGGGUUUGCUUGUGCUCUAAGUUAA